Messenger RNA from Gilbertella persicaria, 878 nucleotides. RefSeq names its product ADP-ribosylation factor family-domain-containing protein. Bases 35 to 631 code for a protein of 198 amino acids. Gene Ontology annotation, molecular function: GTP binding; GTPase activity. NCBI's taxonomy places the organism in Eukaryota, Fungi, Mucoromycota, Mucoromycetes, Mucorales, Choanephoraceae. The transcript is spliced from 6 exons. The record is from RefSeq and is a predicted model, not a curated record. Gene Ontology annotation, biological process: Golgi to plasma membrane protein transport; intracellular protein transport; protein localization to organelle. Gene Ontology annotation, cellular component: Golgi apparatus.
CUUCUCUUUUUAUUUGUUUUUUCAGAAUAAUACUAUGUAUACUUUGCUAAGCGGACUCUAUCAUCACCUUACAAGGAAAGAAGAGUAUUACGUAUUAAUUAUUGGACUUGAUAAUGCAGGAAAAACAACGUUAUUAGAACGCAUAAAAUCAAUUUAUAUGGGAAUAGCUGGUCUAGAUCCAGAUAAAAUUGCGCCUACAGUGGGUUUAAACAUCGGUAAAGUAAAUAUAAAGUCAUCGAAAAUCAAUUUUUGGGAUUUGGGAGGACAGAAAGAUUUACAGUCAAUCUGGGAAAGAUAUUACUCAGAAUGCCACGCCAUUGUAUUUGUUGUAGAUUCAACAAACCCUGUUCGCUUAGAUGAGUGUAGAGACACUUUUGAAAAGAUGAUUACCAAUGAUGCUGUCGAAGGUGUACCUAUCUUGAUGGUUGCCAAUAAACAGGAUGUCUCGGGAGCCUUAAAGGUAGAAGAAAUAAAAGAAGUGUUCAACAAGAUUGCCAUGAAACUGGGUGCGCGUGAUUCUCGAGUAUUACCUGUCAGCGCUCUAGAAGGGAAUGGAGUUGAAGAUGCCAUAGAUUGGCUUGUAUUACGGUUACAGCGAAACAAGAUCAACCGACCACCUGUAUUCCUUUGAAACAAUAAAGAAAGUUUUACAUAUGUACAUAUAUGUAACAAUCAGCAGUAAGGUGUAUGGAUGUACUAUGUGCGCAUGACCUGUAUUUUCUGUUUCCGCCUAUUUUGGAUUUCAAUAUGAUCUUCUUCUGUAGCUUCAGUCAAACAAAAUAGACUUUAUUGUCUAUUGUUGUGUUAUUGUCUAUUGUUGCGUUAUUGUCUAUUGUUGCGUAACAAGCCCUAUUUUUUUUUUUUUUUUUUUUUUUUUU